UCCGUAUGCCCCCAGUGGACUAUAAAUUACUUCUAGGUCCAACCAUUAUUCAUAUCUUAGGGGGCAGUUUUAAUUUUGUAACCCCUUUCCGACGAGCCCACCUCCCGUUAAAAAACCGUGGCCGCUUCUCGCCUCUCCUCUGGCCGCCCUCCCGCCGGCGGCGAUGGACGCUCGCCACGCGUCCCUAGGACGACGAACGUUGGAAGAGAUCCGCCAAAAGAGAGCUGCCGAAAGAUUACACAGAGCCUCGUCCGGAUCCGAUUUGGAAUCCUCCGAUCCAUAUGGGACUCGGAGACCGGAGGGCGGAAAUCAGACAGCAGAGAGAGAUUCUUAUGCAUUAGUUAAAGAACUUGAGAAUAAAAAUACAGAAUUGGAAAGAGAAAAUCGGAGGCUGCUGUCAAAGCUUGAAGAAGAGGAAGUUGAAAAUGAUUCACUGAUGAAGCGUUUAAAUGAUCUGGAAAAAAAUACUUUGCCUUCCUUGAGGAAAUCUCUCAAGGAUGUUUUUAUAGAAAAGGAUGCAGCAGUUGUUGCCAGGGAGGAUGCUUUGUCCCAACUUCGGACCAUGAAGAAACGGUUGAAGGAGGCAGAAGAGGAGCAAUACAGAGCUGAAGAGGAUGCUGCAGCUUUAAGAGCAGAAUUAAAUUCAUUACAGCAACAAGGAAUGGGGAAUUCUUUUAGUAGCAUCCCUUUAAGUGACUCAACAGAGAAAACUCUUGGCAUGGAAAAGGAAAUAAUGGAUUUGAAGUCUGAGUUACAGCAUGAGUCACUGUUGAGGCAACAAGAGCAACAAAAACUAGCUAAAGAGCAGCUUCGAACUUCUUCCCUCAUGUCUGAAAAGCAGGAGCUGGAAGAUAGACUUGCAGCUUUGACCAAAAAGAUUUCAGAAGAUGCUUCAGAUUUAGCUGCUCACAAGGGAUUCUCUGUGAAAGAGAAGGAGAAACUUGAAAAGCUGCAUGAUAUGGCAAUAAUGGUAGAGAGGCUUGAAAACAGUCGACAGAAACUAUUAAUGGAGAUUGAUUCACAAUCUUCAGAGUUAGAAAGGUUAUUUGAAGAGAACUCUAAUUUGUCUGCUGCUUAUCAAGAUGCAUUAGGAGUUGCAGGGCAGUGGGAGAACCAGGUGAAAGACUGUCUGAAGCAGAAUGAAGAGCUUCGUUGCCAAUGGAUAUGCUGAGAACUGAACAAAUCAACCCCACUGCAAGCAAGGGAUCAUACUGCCCAGUCAUACAUGGAACUGAGAGAGGAACUAUAC
Molecule: messenger RNA, 1249 nt
Organism: Phoenix dactylifera (date palm)
Lineage: Eukaryota; Viridiplantae; Streptophyta; Magnoliopsida; Arecales; Arecaceae
Source: RefSeq, a predicted model, not a curated record